AAAAAUUCUCAACAAUCGAUACUGUAAAAAUCGACUGAUCGAAUAAAAGUAAGAAAGCAAGAUGGCGAUUAUCUGAAAUAACCUCCAAAAUUUCAUCACAAACUUUAAUUAAGCCAAAAAUUAUUUAUUAAAUAAUUUAAAAUAAAAAAAAUCUAAAUAAAAAUGCCAGUACCUGUAGGAAAUUAUCAACAAGGUCCCUCAUGUUGGGAUAGAAUGAAAAUGGGUUUUGGUAUUGGAUUUUGUGUUGGCAUGGCAUCGGGUGCAUUAUUUGGAGGUUUUUCUGCUCUCAGGUUUGGAAUGAGAGGAAGAGAACUAGUACAUAGUGUUGGAAAAACAAUGAUCCAAGGCGGUGGUACUUUUGGUACAUUCAUGGCCAUCGGGACCGGUAUUAGAUGUUAAAUUAAAUUGUUCAUAAAAUUACUUGUCAUUAUUUUUUUUUAAAUGUUCAUUAAAUAAAAAUUGAUUUAUUAGAGUACUGGUUAAUUCGUUUGAAAAUUAAUGAAAUAAAUAAAAAUAAUUAGGUCUAUAAAUUACUUAUUUUAAAUAUUAAAAUGUUACCUUGGUCAGCUAUCACAGUUGUAUUGUCGAUAGGAUUUGAUUUGCCGGGAAUAUUAACUCCAAAACUCAAAUGACGGAUUUUAUGAGUUAAAUUAAAUUGAUUUGAAGCAUAUGGUUGGACAUCAUGAACUGAAAUUAUAAUUAAUUUAAUUAGAGAUUAUUAAAAAAAUUUUUUU
Molecule: messenger RNA, 734 nt
Organism: Cotesia glomerata
Lineage: Eukaryota; Metazoa; Arthropoda; Insecta; Hymenoptera; Braconidae
Product: reactive oxygen species modulator 1
Exons: 3
Coding region: 163-399 (78 amino acids)
Biological process (GO): protein insertion into mitochondrial inner membrane; protein import into mitochondrial matrix
Cellular component (GO): TIM23 mitochondrial import inner membrane translocase complex
Source: RefSeq, a predicted model, not a curated record